Sclerotinia sclerotiorum 1980 UF-70 is the source of this 669-nucleotide messenger RNA. RefSeq lists its product as hypothetical. The coding region runs from base 1 to 669 and encodes 222 amino acids. The transcript has a single exon. NCBI's taxonomy places the organism in Eukaryota, Fungi, Ascomycota, Leotiomycetes, Helotiales, Sclerotiniaceae. The record is from RefSeq and is a predicted model, not a curated record.
AUGUCAGGUUUUGGUAAUGAUUACAGAGAUGGACAUAUGGAUGCGAAAGCGAAGGUUGCGGAGUGGAUUAGCGUGCAGGACACGAAGAAGAUGAAGUGGAGUAUUUUGACUAGUUGUUUGUAUAUGGAGAUGUUGAACGAGUUGUUAGCUCCGCAUCCAGAUAAGGAGGACCCGGAGGCUUUAGCUUUCAUUGCGCCGCUGGGUUCCAGGGGGAGUGCACCAUUAAUUGCGUUGGAGGAUUUUGGGAAGUAUGCUAGAUGGGUGUUUGACCAUCCGGAACGUAGUAAUGGACUUAAUCUCCAUGUUGCUUCUCAAGAAGUGGUUUGGGCUGAUUUACCAGCUGCGUUCACUGAGGUUACCCGCAAGAAAGCGGUGUAUAGGGAUGUAACUAUUGAUGGUUGGUUUGAUCUUGGGCCCUUCCCUGAUCCGGACGCGAAGUUUGGACAUAGUACUCCUGGGGACGAAGGAACAUUGCAAACAUAUCGGGAGAAUUUUGGCGGAUUCUGGAGGUUUUGGAAGAGUGGCAGGGUAAGAAAAGAUUGGGUUUUGAUGGAUGAGAUUUUGCCGGGUAGAAUAAGGUCGGUGAAAGAGUGGAUGAAAAAGAGCGGGUAUGAUGGAAACGUCAAGCCUUUAUUGCAUGAUUUUCAUCAGAAAAAGAGAGAAGCUUAG